Molecule: messenger RNA, 5115 nt
Organism: Paralichthys olivaceus (Japanese flounder)
Lineage: Eukaryota; Metazoa; Chordata; Actinopteri; Pleuronectiformes; Paralichthyidae
Gene: loxl4
Product: lysyl oxidase-like 4
Biological process (GO): peptidyl-lysine oxidation; collagen fibril organization
Cellular component (GO): membrane
Molecular function (GO): copper ion binding; protein-lysine 6-oxidase activity
Source: RefSeq, a predicted model, not a curated record
CUUCACUCAGUCACUCUCCCCUAGGCAGUUACCUCGUCCACUGCAAACAUCUGCUGCCAGCCAGGGCCCCUCCUCUCAGUCAGGAUGGCCCACACCCUCUUCCUCAGCUUCUCCCUCCUCCUGCUCGCUCUGCUCUCCCUGUGCGGCCCUGCGCAAGCAGAUCCUCGCCAGGCCACCUCGCCUCUGCGCAGGUCGCCACGUGCGCCUGCCGCCAAAGUGCGCCUGGCAGGCAACUUUGCUCGGGAGCCGCACGAGGGCCGCGUGGAAGUGCUGCACAACAACACGUGGGGCACCGUGUGUGACGACGAGGUGAACAUCAAGCUGGCCAACGUGGUGUGCCAAGAACUGGGCUUCCAGAGCGGCAUAACGUGGGCCCACAGCGCCAAGUACGGAGAAGGAGCAGGCCCAAUAUGGAUGGAUAAUGUUCGCUGUGAAGGCUCGGAGAAGUCCCUAAAGGACUGCAAACACAACGGCUGGGGUGUGAACGACUGUAAACACUCUGAAGAUUUAGGGGUAGUGUGCACCCCCGAGCGUAGGCUGAACCAGACGGCCAGUAGAGGCUACACUGCAGCCAUCAGGCCCAACGGCAGCCCCGCUCCUCAGUGGCAGGGACAAGUGACCACCCGCAGGCAUCCAGGAUACGGCUACUAUGGAAACGGACAUCCAUAUGAGGUCCCACGGUUCCAAAGACACCACCAGCACCAGGGUAAGGUGCGGAUUGAGGAGGUCCGUCUUCGUCCCAUCCUCAUGGCUACCAAGAGGAAGAACCUGAUCGUUGAGGGUGUGGUGGAAGUGAGGCAUGCUGGGAGAUGGAGGCAGGUCUGUGACCAGGGUUGGAGUCUCAACAGCAGCCGGGUUGUGUGCGGGAUGCUUGGCUUUCCAGAGGCUACGCAAUACAAUGUUAGAACAUACAAGAAAAUAUGGGAUACCAAGGUGGCAGAUCCUUCAACGAGAUUGAGCGUCAUGGCAAAGAAGAAGGGAUUCUGGGUAGAAAAGGUUCACUGUCUUGGUACCGAGAACACCUUAUCUGAGUGUCAUGCUCAGCUGUCAAUCCCCCGUAGUCCCAGUCCUUGUAAGAACGGCAGACAUGCAGUCGUCAAGUGUGUCCCUGGACCCCAGUUUGCUCGCAUCUCCUCAGGACGACCCCAGGCCCCUUAUCCGGUUGUGCCGGUGCGUCUGAAGGCGGGCCCCAGGCUGGGCGAGGGUCGCGUGGAGGUACUCCGGGAGGGUAAAUGGGGGACGAUCGUGGACCAUAUGUGGGAGCGCACUGCAGCCAGUGUGGUGUGCAGAGAACUGGGCUUUGGUUCGGCCAAGGACGCCCUGCAAGGAGCUUUCAUGGGCCAAGGUACCGGACCGAUUCAUAUGAACAGUGUCCAGUGUAUGGGCUCAGAACGCUCCAUCCUAGACUGCUACUUCCAGGAAGUCCAGCCAUGGACGUUCAAACAUAGCCAGGAUGCCUCAGUACGUUGCAACAUCCCUAAGACUGGCAUAGAGAACACGGUGCGGCUUGCUGGUGGUAGACUCCCAUCAGAGGGCCGUGUGGAGGUGUUGAUGGAGGUUGGUGGACGCAAGCGCUGGGGCUCCGUUUGUAGUGAGAACUGGGGCAUCAACGAGGCCAUGGUGGUGUGCAGACAGCUCGGCCUGGGCUUUGCUGCCAGUGCUCAUCAGGACACCUGGUACUGGACCGGUGACCCAAAUGCAGCUGAGUUGAUCCUCAGUGGAACUCACUGUGUGGGCACAGAACUUUCAAUUCAGCAUUGUCGUCGCAACAACCAUGUCCACUGUCCCCGCGGAGGUGGUGCUAAGGCUGCCGGGGUCAGCUGUUCGGAAACGGCACCUGACCUUGUUCUGGAUGCCCAGCUGGUCCAGGAGACAGCCUACUUGGAAGACAGACCUCUCCACCUGCUGACCUGUGCCAACGAGGAGAACUGUCUGUCCUCGUCUGCUGCCAGGAUGAACUGGCCUUAUGGACACCGACGCCUUCUACGCUUCUCUUCUCGCAUUAUGAACCUGGGUCGGUCUGAUUUCCGACCCAAAGCUACAAGAGAGAGCUGGACAUGGCACCAGUGUCACAGGCACUACCACAGCAUCGAGGUGUUCACACAUUAUGACCUGCUGACUCUGAAUGGCACGAGGGUUGCAGAGGGACACAAGGCCAGUUUCUGUCUGGAGGACACGUAUUGCCCCGAUGGAAUCCAGAAGCGGUUCUCUUGCUAUAACAUGGGUGACCAGGGCAUUUCAGUGGGCUGCUGGGAUACCUAUCGCCACGACAUCGACUGUCAGUGGAUUGAUGUGACGGAUGUACGGCCUGGAGACUACAUCUUUCAGGUGGAAGUCAACCCUUCGAUGGACAUGGCUGAGUCUGACUUCAUGAAUAACGUCAUGAGAUGUCGGUGCAAAUACGACGGCCACAGAGCUUACAUGUAUGGAUGUCAUGCAGGUGAUGCAUACAGUGCGGAGAUUGAAGACCUGUUUGAGCACCAGAGGCAAAUCACCAACAACUUUGUGUAGUCCAUCCGCGGGGCUCAGUACAGAGGCCUUCCAGCGGGGCCUGGAGACUACUCAGGGUGGGCUGAGGUCAAUGGGCCCUUGCCCUUGGGACCUUAGCACCCAAAGUAACAGAGAACACGCAAAAAUGGUGCCUGUUCACCUCCUUGGCAGACGUGGAUAUAAACAAAUAUUCAUAAGAGCAUCAUAUCACAGCAGCUACCAUCGCCGAGAAUCAACUCAAACAGCCAUUGACAAACAGAGUGGGACAGGAGCCGCAUGGCUCCACGUGUUUUUUACUCUAGUUAUGUAAGAAGCUAUAGGAUAUUGUUUAAACUAUACUGAUUUUUGUGAAAGUGGACUACUAGUAACUUAAGUUAGUUAUUCAAAAAUUAUACGCAUGAAAGACCUUAAUGUUGUUAUAACUAAUCUGUCACAAAGACAAUGGAUGACGUCAUUACACAAAAGAAGAAAAUCUGGCUUUUUUGUAAUUUGUUUACCCAAAUUCUUUACUUAUUUGAUCACUUGUAACUGCUCUUACAUUAUUUCAAUGUUGAAAAAUAUUACUGUAUGGUCCUAUAUAAACCUCACUACAUUUCAGGUGAACAGUGUUGUACGAUGCAUUCUGGGUAGUUCUCUUUUACAGUAGGUAUUUUAUUUUUGCUUUGAUUUGAACAAAAUCAUCGUUUUUGUAGAAGUGUAGUCACGCUUCUCAUCUAGAGUAGAUAAAGAGGUCAAAGGAUUUUUAUGGAACAAAGCACUUUAUCUUUUAAACAUCAGUAUUCCAGUUUUGGCUCCACAUUGUUUUCAUUCGCUUCCAAAUUAACUUUUUAAGGUGUUCAUCAAAGAAAAAUACUUUUUUGAAAAAUAAGAAAGUAAAAUAUAAGGUCUGUGUUUUCAUAUUUCUCAAAGUUUUCAUAUUCAAUGUACUAUUUAUGCUGUAUCUUUAUUUAUUCAUGGAGUUCACGCUCACACAGCAUGCUCAGAAACGAGUUUGUUAUUUUGCAUUUUAUUAACCAUACUGGAUAUUUUUUUGUUUUUAUUACAUUAUUAACCAGGGUAAAAAAAGUAAUUUUAAACAGUAGCUCCAGGAUAUAGUAUUGUUCCCAUGAUGCAGAUGAGAAUUUUCAUCUAAUUCUUAUUUUAGUGAUUAAAACAAAUAUAAGUGUGCAGAUUUUUCGCUCGCAGAAGGGAGGGGAAACCUUGCUGACAAAACCACAGUAUUGUGGUAGGCAGGCAGGCUGGGGUUUGAGAGCAUAUAAAAAGCCUUUUAAUUACGUCUGUUUGGGUUAGACUUAAGGUUACGGUUAAGGUUAGGGCUAUAGCAUGUGUUUUAUAAAGAAAUACUAUAGAAUUGUUACAUGUGGAAUUGCAUAAGGACAGAAUAUGGAUUUCUAUCUUAACUACUACAACUGAUUUCAAGAGAGAUUCUGAGAGAUUUAGGCCAUGAUGGAAAGAAAGGAUGAGAAAGUUAAGACAGAAAGAAAGACAAGGAGAAAGUUUGGAGAAAGACUUAUGCAGACGCGCAGUUUUUUUUACAACCAGCGCUGCCUUUUUGUAGGCAGCCAUAUACGUCGACCACAAGCUGGCAUUUUCAGCUCCCCAACGAGAACAACAUGUUUGUGUGCGAGAAAAAAUAAACUCCUCAGUUCACACUUCAACACAGUAAACAGUGGCGUUAUUUUUUAACUAAAGCUCUGCUGGACUGUAUCUCUCUACAUUUUCUUUGCAGAAUAAGUCAGGGUUUUUUUCACACCACACCAAACCAUGAUGCAAGUCCAUUUUCUUGCGUUAUGUUGUUUUACACCAUUAAUGUGUUUGAUAUGUUACACUUAUUGUCUCAGUGGAUAAACCUGAUAAGACGAUGUCCAGUCUCCAAGACGCUCAUAAAGACUUGUGUCUACUUAAUUAAUUUCUUUAGCAGAUUCUCUUCCUCCUCAUUGGCUUUUAUGAUUUUGAGUUGUAGCUUUUUAAAAAUGACAGUCAGCCCUGUUACUAAAGACUGUCGCUUCAAAUGUCAGUAGAUAGACCUGAAAGUCUGAAACAAGUGUUUGCUGAUAAACCUUUUUGUGUUCGGUUCAUGUUAAGAUAUUACCAUGGUCUCUUCUGUGUGUUAUUUAAUGUUAUGUGACCUUCCAUAGCUUCAGUUGGUUCAUACUCACCACUCACCAAACAUCUCUCAUUACUGUAUUUUGUUCAUUGUUUACCAUGGCCAGUUACGCUUUUAUCUUGUCUUAAAAACACUGAGAGUGUGUGCUAAACGUGGUGCUAAUCAACAACUAUAUUCAUAGAAAGCUGUGCUCUCAGGGACUUUGACCUCAUCUAAAGAGUAAACAUUAUAUUUCAUGUGAUGUGAUUUUAGCUGUGAUGCAUGACAGCCAACGAUCGGGGAGCCUUUUUUUUUUGUUCUCGUCAGCGGUUUUAUCAAAAAUAAUCUGUGCCCAUGUUUAUUUUGUAGUUUAAAGAAAAUUAAGGAAUGACAGUGAUAAGCUUUGUUAGGUGUUUCUAUUGAGGAAAGGUCUGGAUAUUGAGGAUACACACUGGCUGAGUCAGAAGCAAAUUUCAGUUAAAGAACAGAUUACAAUGCAUUCAUUCAUCAUUACUGUGAAUCAAUAAAAGUUCAUCACA